ACCAGUCCACCACCACCAUGGCCUUCUCCUCUUCCACUCUCUCCCCACAUUCCUCCACCAACCACCCUCUCAUUCUCUCCCGCUCUCCCCUCUCUUCACUUCCCAAAACCACCACCGCCACUUUCCUCACCACCUCAUCAUCAUUUCGACCUCUCCCAUUCCACAACACCACAACCACAAUCCAAUGCGUCGACAAAGCUUCAAGUCUCGACCCCAAGACCGGAGUUGCAGUCUACAAGCCCAAGUCCUAUGAGGUUCUCGUCACUGACGCUGCCAACUCGCUUGCCUAUGCUCUUGAAGAUGGCAAGACCCGCUUGGAGAUUGACUUCCCGCCCCUUCCUAGCAACAUAUCUUCCUAUAAGGGGUCUUCAGAUGACUUCAUUGAUGCCAAUGUUCAACUUGCCUUGGCUGUUGUACGGAAGCUAAAAGAAAGAAAGGAGACGAGAGUUUGUAUUGUGUUUCCGGAUAAGCCAGAGAGGCGCAGGGCCUCUGAGCUGUUUAGAACAGCUAUCGACUCGAUUGGUGAUAUAACCAUAGGUUCCCUUGAUGAUGUUCCUGGUGGUCCAGUCACCAUGUUUUUCAGAUCCAUAAGGAACACACUUGAUUUUGAUUUCGAAGAUGAAAAUGAAGGUCGCUGGGCAUCCAAUGAGCCUCCUUCUCUUUAUAUGUUCAUUAAUUGUAGCACGCGCGAACUUGCUGGAAUUGAGAAGUUUGUGGAACAAUUUGCCAUGUCAACCCCAUCACUUCUAUUCAAUCUCGAACUCGAUACGUUGCGUGCUGACUUGGGUCUUGUGGGGUUUCCAACCAAGGAUUUACAUUAUCGGUUUCUUUCACAAUUUAUUCCAGUGUUCUACAUUCGAAUAAGAGAGUACUCGAAGACAGUAGCAGUAGCGCCUUAUAUUGUGAAUUACAAUGGAGCAUUAUUUCGCCAAUACCCUGGGCCUUGGCAGGUAAUGCUUAAACAAGCAGAUGGUUCUUUUGCUUGCGUAGCAGAGAGUGCAACACGCUUCACUCUGGGUGAAACAAAAGAAGAACUGUUGAGGGUCUUGGGACUUACAGAAGAAGAAGGAAGCUCACUGGAAUUUCUUCGUAGAGGCUACAAGUCUGCUACUUGGUGGGAAGAAGAUGUUGAGUUGGAAUUGUCUUCUGCUUGGCGUAAUUGAGCAGCAGAAAGAGCUGGGUGCAGAAUGCGAGUGUUCCAAUGGUUGGGUGGGAGGCCAGUGCCCCAGUCAAUUGGACGGCAGAUCAGUUCUCAAAUGUAAUCUGGGCAUGAAUACUCUCUGGGAUUUUAAUGGUCUUGUGAUCCUAUGAUGCUCAUCAAAAUGAUUAACUUGUACAAAAUGGCGAGUUCUCAGAGGUUAGUACAUAACCCCUUUCUGAAAAAGUGAUAAUUCUGUGCAUAGUA
Fragaria vesca subsp. vesca is the source of this 1405-nucleotide messenger RNA. RefSeq lists its product as uncharacterized. The transcript is spliced from 12 exons. The coding region runs from base 18 to 1163 and encodes 381 amino acids. The record is from RefSeq and is a predicted model, not a curated record. Lineage: Eukaryota; Viridiplantae; Streptophyta; Magnoliopsida; Rosales; Rosaceae.